UUUUAUUGACAAAACUUGCUCAAACUGUGUAGAAAUAGAAACAGUAUUAACUAUUUAUUGUAGUUAGGGAAAAUAAAUGUAUAUCCCUCUAUACAAUGAGACAAAAAGACGAUAUUUCUGCCGAGUUUCAGUCACGAAGCUGUGCUUCGUCACCGUGUCGCUGCCGCUCUUCGCGUUCAUAACUUGCGUUUUGAUUACUAUGUACAAAGAUUUUCAAAAUGCGAAUAAAACCCACUGUGAUGUGCCGAAUGUGUUUCCGUCUAUAUCCGCGUCCAUAGGGAACUAUGAGCCUCAAAGCUCGAUAUGGAGAUCGGCUAUUUACGCUCACGCGCCUAUGAGAUUUUUCUUAGUUUACCUGAGAUGGGAGUAUUACAGGAACGUUAUAAGCGAUCAUCUAGAAAUAGUUAUCAAGUUAGCAGUAUUGUUAAACGUUAUAGAAAAUUUAUCUUUAUUAGGACUAACACAUUGGACUUCAUCCCUCCAUUAUCCAUAUCAUGAAUUUUGCUUCAAAAUGUUCAUUGGGACAUCGGUGUUGUACAUGUUGUCCACCUGCAUGAUGCUGACCAAGUACAGACGGAAAGCCACGGUCUCCAGCUCCGAGAUGCGGUCCACCAAGCUCAAGUGGAGAGCUUUUGUGGUUAACAUUGGCUCUUUCGCCUUCGCUGCAUACUUCUUCCUAAGACAUAACAGAUUGUGUGAACCUUAUGUGUAUUCGCUGUUUGGGUUCUCCGAGUACAUCGUUGUGAUCAGCAACAUUAUGUUCCACCUGACAACGAUGUACGAUCUCCGAAGGCAGUUCCUGUGCGUAUCCUUUGGAGGAAUCCAUUUGGAAUAAUAUUAUUAGAAAAAUUGGUUCUCACGAUGUUUAUAAAUAAAGGAAGAGUGGAAAUACUCAGCGCCUCGAGCGCUGUCAAUGGGUGAGUCUUGGUAACUCAGUUGGUAGAGUGAAGGGCUGGUAACCCGGAGUCGCAAGUUCGAUUCUCAACGGUGAGGUUUUCAACUUUUCUUUUAUUUAGAAGCAUUGUGCCUACAAAAUUAAUUUAUUAGUUCUCAUUGACAUUUUAAAAUUAAGGGGUUGGUAUUGGCAGAGGUUUUAAAGAGUCCCAGGCAAGCCCGGCCGAAUUUCACCUUCCCAUACAAACGGAGUUUCGUUCUCAUUCAAUUAAUAAUGUAUGGAAAUGACCACAUAACUUCGCAUGCAUCUGUCAUCUGACAAAAAAAUUGUACAUAGUUAAGGAUCUGAGUCUGAAGUUAAUUGAUGAUUACGACAAUUAAGCUAUUUCUAUUCAAGUUAUAUGCAUGAAAGUGUGUUAGCAUAUGCUAUAGACUUAUAUGUGUAUGAAUUAAGUACAAUAAAUACAAUACAAUUUACAUGGUAUAGUUAUCGUAACACAAUUGAAUCAAUUAACUUCUAAUCACCGCUUCUUAACUACACUUAAUCAUGUACAAUAUUUUGCAAUUCACCCUAAUAAUUAUUGUCUCCAUGGCUAUGAUAGCCCCCUGAGUAACUCCGGCGUAGUUACAGACAUCGUCAUGAAUUUAUGACAAAAGGUACAAGCGUUGAAAAAUAGUCUAGCCUUUAAUUUUCAACAGAAAGUUACAACACGUAAUUUGUAGGUAGAAAACGGGGACUUAAUCGCGUAAAAUAAAUUUUAAAUUUACCUCCGACUUCUCCGAGACCACGGGGACAACGCCGUCCUCGAAACGUCGGAGGUAAAUUUAAAACUUAUUUUACGCGAUAAGUCCCGUCGUUGUGAAUAAUAAUGAGUAAAAAUCGUGAAAGUUUAAAUCAGUGUGAAACACAAGAAAGUUUAGAAACUGCGCAGUCCCGCACCGACUGCUACGCCGCAGUCCGUAGUAGUUAGAAACCGUGUGUAGCGAAAAUUCGUCAUAGCAUAGGAUCAUGCAUAUCAGUAUACAGUAGGUUUAACAAUUAUGUGUUGUUAUCUAAUGAAAAUCGUUGUAAAUGUCCUUCCUUCCUACAAGUUACCAUAAUUAACCUUUUCGACGCCGUGUCAAACACAAAAGCUGUCAUCCAGACGCCACGUCACAGAAGUGUCAAAACUGAAAUUGAACUUUAUCCAUAUGCAUGUAGCCAUGUAGGUCUAUGUUACUCUGUGGUAUAUGACUGAUUAAUCGGUCUUUGGCUUUGGACCUGCGGUGCGUAUAUCUGUCAUUGGCGUCCAAAAGGUAACGGAGGUAUGGGUGUCAGAGAUGAUGAAAAAUAUCAUGUCUGACCCUUGUAUUGUAUUGUAGUUCGGGCGGUUUUCCGCAACUCGACGACUGGCGCCUAUUUUGCGUGACAUGGGGGGGGGGGGGGGGGCUAGUCCUGCCAGCCCAGCUCCUCGAGGAAUCCUAUCAAACCUUUAAUGUUGAGUGGGACCUCGAGGAGGUCUCUCGGGAAUUGUCUGACCCUUAGGCUAAGUAGCAUUGCCAAUUUUCCUCCAUUUAACUGAUUUUACAACAUUCCUUACUAACAAAUAAAUACUUUGUGUUAGGCUUUAUACCAAUAUAUAUAAACAAUAAUAUAAUUCUAGCUUUAAGUAGGAUUUUUUAAUGUCGCGAUUAUCUACAAAAUGUAUUUUUUGGCUUUGUAUAAAAAACAGUAUUUUAUAAAUAAAGAUUUUGCUAUAUGUAUUAUGCUUCACGAUUAUUCUCUGAACGGAAGAAUCGAAAGUUUUAUCAUGCAGCCCAGGUAUUUCUAAGGUAACUGGAAAUAUUAAAUAUAUUAAUAACGGGUCUCUUACAUAUUUUAAGUCAAAAAACGCUCGACAUGUUUCACUCCGUACCGAGGAGUGUCAUACGUGAGUGACCCGUUAUUAAUAUAUUUAAUGUGUCUGUGUCUAACGGAAGUUUUGUUGUUAAAUAUCGAAAUUUGUAUUGAAAAUUUUCAUUUUUAUGGUUUUUGUUUGAAUAAUAAUGAUUUAUUUUAUUUUAUGUAAAGAUGGCGUACAUGCUUUGGCUCCAUUGAUUACGAUUCUACAAAUACUAAGCAUAUCUGCGGUAUCUGCAUAAUCAAAUGAAUUUAAAAGUACCUUAAGUUUAAGUACUGCUAAAUAGAAAAUUGCAUAAAUACAUAUGAAUGUUUAUUUUAUAUUUAUUUUGACGGGUUGUAGAAAGAUUUAUUUAUUUUUAGAUAUGACUAUAACAUAAAAUACCGUUAUGAAUAUUUUACUAUCAAUAUAGGUACAAAUAAUUUAACGUCAUUCG
Molecule: messenger RNA, 3210 nt
Organism: Cydia strobilella
Lineage: Eukaryota; Metazoa; Arthropoda; Insecta; Lepidoptera; Tortricidae
Gene: PGAP2
Product: post-GPI attachment to proteins factor 2
Exons: 3
Coding region: 77-835 (252 amino acids)
Biological process (GO): GPI anchor biosynthetic process
Cellular component (GO): endoplasmic reticulum membrane; Golgi membrane
Source: RefSeq, a predicted model, not a curated record